GUCAAACAAUGUUACGAAGUGAUAAAAAUCGUAAAAAUCUACAUGAUUUCUAGUGUUGUUGAUUAAUAGAAUAUAAAAUAUACUUUGUUAACUAUAGUAGUUAUAUUAUAAUGUUAUUUAUAUGUAGAUAUUUAAAUUUAGUAAGUAUUUUGGGUUAAAAUGUUUUGUAUUAAAGUGAUAGAGGGAAUCUUAAAUCAAGACCUUUAUUUCUUUUGUGGUUUUCAUUCCCGAUAAACUUAUGACGUGUUGUGGUGUACUAUAGCAAUUUUAUAGUUGCAAAAACGUUUUCACAUGAAAAAUGGAGGAACCGGUGAAUAUAGAAGUGUCCAUAGACAUGGAGAUGCCCGUCAAAACGGAUGUGUCUGUGGAAAUGGAAGAGCCAGUCAAAACGGAGGAGCCAGUUAAAUCGGAAACCACCACUUCAUCACAACCACUAAAAUUCAUAAGCGUCACCAGUUCAGUCCUUACAGAUGAACAGCGAGAAAUGUAUGAGUCAGUCCUUGCCACGUGGAAGCCUGUCAUGUUUCCCAAACGAAUGAAACGUUAUAUUUGUGAGAAAUGUAACAAGGAAUUCAAAAACUACCAGAAUCUCUACCUUCAUACCACGAGGGUUCACUCCUCCGAAGAGUCUGCUGUCAUUUGUGAUAUUUGCGUCAAAACAUUCAAAAAUAAACAUUAUUUGUACAUGCAUAGAAUGAAUAAGCAUUAUUCAGAGUCCGAAAAAUGUUACUGUCAGUUCUGCCUCCAAGAAUUUCGUACUAGAAGGGCGCUCCACAUGCAUGUUAAGCGCGCGCACCCUAAUACUCUUCCCGAAAUCAAGUGCGAGCAAUGUGGUAAGGAGUUCAGCGUGCCCUACAAACUUCGAUACCAUAUAGACGCCUGCCACCGAGACGACAAAGAAAAAUAUAAAUGCCACGUUUGCGAGAAAGUUUACAAAAGUCACCUCAACCUGAACAGACAUCUGCAUUUUCAACACUCGCAAGUCGAAAGACAUCGCUGCGUCUUUUGCCCGAUGACGUUCAAGUCCCGUCAUCAUAUGAAGCGUCAUAUUUUGAACAUCCAUCCACCUUUAGAAUCGAAAGUGCAAUGCCCAGAGUGUUUGAAAGAGUUUAAAAACGACCAGUACCUCAAGGAGCACAUGCAGGUCCACACUUCUUUAGAAAAGAAGGUGAAGUGUGAUUUGUGCGAUAAAUUCUUCCAUUCCGCGGUGCGUUUGAAGAAGCACAAGAAGAUAGUGCAUCCGGACAAGCCAAAGAUACGUUGUGAAAAGUGCGAUAAAGAAUUUGCGCACGCGCAUUACCUGAGACGCCAUAACAACUCCGUUCACGUGGAGGUCGACGAGACGAAGUAUGAACACGAGUGUGGGCAAUGCGGGAAGAAAUUUAAAAUCAAGAGAUAUUUAAACAACCACUUGCAAAGGCACGAGCAGCAGCACCUGAAACGGAUUUCGCAGAUGGUAAAGACGGUGAUGGGUGAUGAGGUGCAGGAGGUGAAGGUGCCAAAGAAGCGGGGCAGGCCGCGGAAGGCGAGGAAGGAGAUCGAGUUCAUCAAAUGCGAACCAAUGUCCAGUUCCGAAUCGGAGUCUGAUGAAACUGAAUCCGAGGAAUCUGAGUGAACUAAAAUAAUACGUGCAAAGUUACCUUAAAGGGGUGACCAAAAUUGUUUUUUAAGGUGCAUCAAAGAAAAUUUAAGCUCUGUUUGUAGAGCUAUAGUUCUAAAGUGAAAAACUUUGUUCAUAAAGUUAACUUUCUAUUCUUAUAUUUAGACCGAGGUCUACUAAUCUAAAAUUUGUUCGGCGCGAGUUGGUAAUCAUUAUGAAAACGUCUCGCAAUAGGGACUGUCGCUUAAGUAUCGCUAUCUAUAUGUGACAGAUUGCAAUACUUAAAGAGACAGAGUUCGUAAGCACAGAGUUUUGUGGCACGAGGAACGCAUCUGUUGUUAAGCGCGAGGCCGGCGAGCUGACACGACGGUAAUGUUGGUCAUAAAGUUCUAAUAUAAUCGGGGCAUCCACAACUUUUUUGCCACCAGGGCGGCGUCACUUCGGCGUAAGGUGAAAUAUGUGACAGAUGUCAUAGUGGGGAAGUUAAUUUGUUAGGCAAAUGUAAGGGUUUGUUUGUUUCUUUCCAAAAUAUUUGUUGUAUUUUAUAUUAAUUAGAUAAAAUUGAUUAACCAAACUACGGAUAUUCGUGACUGUAAGAGAAUAAAAAAGAAAGUGCAAAAUAUUUAAGAGCAACCACUGAGGCAUUGUUUUGUGUAAAUAAUAGCGCUAGAAACUGAAAAACUUUUAUUUGAAACGCAACUUUUCACUUAUAGUUACGUAAGUAACAAUUAUUUUAACUUCAGUCCUAGCUAGCGACAUCUGGUGAGCGAUAGAUUAUUAGCCCUCAUUAACGGGCAGUAAUUUGUUAUAAGUUUAGAGACCCUGCUUUUUGGGGUUCCGUACCCGAAGGGUAACCAACAGGACCCUAUUACUAAGCCUCCACUGUCCAUCCAUCUGUCCGUCUGUCUGACUGAGGGCUGUAUCUCAUAAUUCGUAAUAGGUAGACAGUUGAAAUUUUCACAGAAUGUGUAUUUCUGUGGCCUCUAUAACAACAAAUAAUAAAAAUAAACUAAAAAUUAAAGCUCCCCUACUAGAAACGUGUUUUACGAUGGUACCAGAACCCUUUAUGCGCUUUUCCGACUCGCACUUGGCCGGUUAUUUAUCAACUCUCGCAGAACACUACAAUUACUAUCAUAACCUACUCUAUCAAUUUCUAGCUAUAUUAGAGAAUAUUAACUUUGGCACAAAUUUUAGUUGUUGAAGUUGGUUCAGUUACUAAAGUUAUAUUGCCAGAUUGCUUUAGUAUGUUUGUACUCUUCUAUCUUGCCGUGUAGUGGCGGUGUAAGACUAUAAACUACUCUAUAUGAUCCCGUGGGUGUCGUAAGAGGCGACAGAGGGAAACAAAUCAGGAGAUGGGCAGCAGCGUCUUGCUAAUAACUAAAAAAUAAAAAAACGGCUAUUGCCUACCCGCCUGUCAGGCGUGGCAAUGAUGGCAAUUAUCCCCUUUGAGGCAAUCUAUGGGGGAGGCCUAUGUUCAGCAGUGGACUUGAAUUUGCCGUAACUGUGCUUCUACUAAAGGAAGUGUAACCUCGAUCACUAAUAAAAAACUAGAUACACGAUCCCAUGCGAAAGUUCUCUAAAAACUGUCGCCAACAUAGGUACGGUAGGAUUAGACAUAAACAUUGCAAGAAUAAUUGAUUUUAAAUAAUUCUUUUCUCAAAAAUUACGUGUUUCCGCGUGUUGAAACUUUGUGUGUGUGCUUAUAAUAGUGUAAUUUUCUGUAAAAAUGCGUAUCAACACCCAACUCGACGGACGUCAAUGGAAAGCUAAGCCAGGACAUUUCUUGUCACCGAUUGUGUAUUUAGUUUUUUUAUUAGUGAUCGAUGGAGUGUAAGGUGGAAUAUGCCAACAUUUACAUCAAGUGAGUUAGCAUUGCACACAAACUGGAGUUGGCACUAUCCAGUUAACACAAACAAUUACCCAGUGGAUUGUAAACACAUUGUCAUUGUUUGUAAUACGUUUCCCUUAGUUGACUUUCAUAAUAAUAAUUUCCUUCAGACCGAAUUUAAGUCACGACGGAGACUAACCAUCUGCGUAGGGCAGAAUUAUAGUGCCCGAGUGUAUGUAACCAUAGGUCCACUCUAUUGUCUCACUCUCAUAGUCCGAUGUGACCGGACAGGAUCAACAGCCACCUGGGUAAAACACCGCCAACUUCCUGACUCCGGACAAACUCUCUACUGAGAAUUUCUUGACAGAAACUCAAUAACUUUAUUUUCGCUUUGGCCCGACCUGCGUUCGAAGCCGGGACAGCAUAAUCAGCAGUCGCGUUUACGACGAAUCUUAUAGAACUUAUAUGAGAUCAAGUGAUGUAUUAAAUGUGGUGCCAUUUGUCACCUACUACCCAUGAUCGAGAUUCCUUUAAUAUGAAAGUAUGAACUGUGAACAUUAUUUUAUACGUGGUAGAGCCAAGUCAUAGCUAUUUUAUGGCUUCGACAUAAAUGGGUCGGUUGGACCGGAGCAGUACGACGCUCUCACAGGAUACCGAUUUAAUGCUGCUGUGUUUCGUAUGGUGAGUGUAGAAAACUGGACCCUUUUUACUGGAAACGAGGCAUACCAUCUAGGUCCUUAGGGGUGACAGCGCAUCUGCAUUUUAAUUCUUAAUCGAGGACGAAUGUAGAUGUCUAUGGGUCACAGCAUCCACUUACCAUCAGAUGGACUGUGUGCUAGUUUGUGACCCUUGUUCUCUCAGCUCUAGCCUCAUGGGUGGGUUUUUUAUUAUUUUAAGCUGUGUAAGAACAUGCUGAUUAUGUUCUGUUUCAGUUUCCCUCUGUCACCUCUUUCGAAACUCUCGCGGGAUUAUAUAUAUACUUUUUCGCCGCUAUUAAACGGCAAUUCCAAUUAUAUAUUACAGUUUAAAGUAUAUUUGUGAUAAUAUUUUGUCAAUUUUCAAGGGUUUAUGUAUAAUAAUUUUAUAGUUAUAGUUUAUGUACAUUGUAACAUGGGCAAAUAAGCAAGAGGACUGAUGAACCGCAAAAAGGUCUAAAUACCUAAUUAAAACCAGAUGGCGUUGAUUUAUUUUUUAUAAAAUAGGAUAAUUACCAAUUUAUGCUACAGAAUUUCCCAAUAUUUCGUAUAUUUUUUUAAAUAUUAAGUUGCUUAUUUGUAAAUAACAUACUAGGUAUUUUAGUAUGUUAUCUUUUAUGCCGUUUAACAGUCCUCUGGUAUAUAGUCAUCUAUAAUAGUAGUGAUAUCAAUGGGGCAAUUGUAACUAAUAUAUAAAAUUUAAGCGUUUUUAAAUAUUACAGAAAUUAUAAAAGAUUAGAAUAAAUUAGUAAUAAGCGCCGCGUAUUUCAAUUGUGAGCAAUCUUUAUUUUUAUUUUAAGAAAUUUAUGGAUGCAGCGAUAGGUACCUUACGAAUUGGAAACAUAAGCGUCGAUGAAAUUACCCGAGAAAUGGGGAAAUGGGACGGGGAGUAUUUCAAAAAUAUUUUAACUAUUGCAAAAAUUAUUGCAUCGCCGUAACAGCAGCCACUAGUGCUAUUUUGAAAAAGAAAAACUUUUGUGCUAUGCCAUUACUAAAGCAAAUUACAAAUAUACGUUUUUCACUUGAGGACAUUUUCAUGGGACCUAAUAUGAUAACGUAUCCACUUGCUUCGAUGUCGCACGUCCUCUACGUUUAAAUUGACUUAACCCGGCCCUAACUAAUGCAUUACAUAAUGCAGGGCGGCCAGUGUUGCCCGAUCUCACUAAAUCUGAAUUUAAUGUGAUUACAUUUCUCAAUGUUGCAGUACUUUAUUGUCCUAUCGGGAAACAUAAUCGGCGCUUUAAUCCUUAAAAUCGAAUGGGAUUUUCUCUUUCUAUUUUCGAAAUUUAUCUUGCCCUACCAUUACCCAUUAAUAUUAUUAUAAUUGUUAAUAUUGUAAAUAUUUGAGAAUACUUUUACGAUUGUUUCGAAGAGGAUAAGUUUUCCAACCUUUUGCGCGUGUAAAGUCCAGCUGUGAAUUCUCUUGCAUUUGAUAUACAGAUUAAUAACGAAGAAUUUAUUGUCUCUGGUUAUGGCGAUGGCGUCAUCCAGACCUUAGUUCAGAAGCGAUUCAUUCGUAAUUUUACAUUGCUGAAGACAAUGCAUGCUUGCAUUUUGUCAAGAGAAAAACCAUUCAUUCGUUGAUAUUUGUUGUUAAUUCUCCUGUGUUUACUUUGGGAUCUAAGGCACUGUAAUAUAUCUUGCUAAGACAGCUGUAAUAUGGAGUACGCCGCCGUAGUUUUUUCGAAACAAGAUUGUCAUCUAUAUACUGUACAUAUAAAUAAAAUUGAAGUGUACGUAACAUAAACACUCACGCCUGUCACCCAGAGGGGUAGGCAGAAACUACAGACUUCCAUUUGGCACGAUCCUGACACACCCCUCUCGCCUCCUUUACAUCCAUAUACCGACGCAUACACGUUCGUCGGUUUAGGGUACACCUAAUCUGGCCCAUUUUCAAUAUAUCGCCGAUUUGGUCCAUAAACCUUCGUCUAGGGCGUCCCUUCCUGACUCUGCCGUUCACUUCUGCAACAUAAAUUUGCUUUGUCACUCUUUCCUCGUUCAUUCUUUCUACAUAACCAAAUCUUGAAGUGUCUGUCUGUAAUAUUGAAAUAACUGGCAUCUGUUAAGCACAGGGAUUAUUUGAAUGCUGUUGAAAGAUAAAUAUUUUUCAAAUUUUUGUCUGCUGUCUGUCUGUCUGUCCGGGCUAUUCUUCGAAAUGUCUGAAGCGAUUGUGGUGAAACAGUUUUAAAUUACAAACUGAACACAAGCAAUGCCAGGAAGGAUUAUAUUUUAUCCGAAGAUUAUUGAAGAUUUUUUUUGAGAAAACAAAUAAUUGAUAGAAUAAAUCUUAAGAGAGACUCAUCAAUAUUAAUAGAUCAUAUCCAGGCGAAGCCGGGGUGGGUCGCUUGUUUGUAACAUUUUACACACAUUUUAGAACUUCGACCUCUUCUUUUAAGUCGCUAUAAAAACUUAUGAAUGAGUUUUUUGUAAAUAUAGUAUAAAAAAUUAAUGAUUCAUCCUUUAAUCUUUUUAAAUUCUCCAAUCUCUAUGGUUCCAGUUUUGUGGAAUGCUAAGUGAAUGUAGUAUAUUGCAACUAAUGCGUGCAACGAGUCAUCGUUUAUGAAUAUAACUUAACACAGUUGUAACAAAUGUAAUUUUGUCACCUGUCAAAUUAUGGUUUAUAUGUCAUAAACAUAUAUUAAUUAUAAACUAAAAAGUUUUGUGUCCAAUAUGUAGCCUGAUUCAUUGUAUACUAGUUUCAAUAUGCCACAUGGCAUUAAGUCCGCCGUUUGUACCUUUAUUACAAUAAAGUGUAUAAAUACAUAAACAAUAUAAGCCUUAUUUAUUGCAUGCUAAGAUUUAGUUUUAUAUACACUCACAUCGCAUCAUAAAUAAAAUGAUUUUUUUUGGGACUGUUUGGCCGGUUUUCAACAUUAUGCCACCGUUUUUAGAUAUUGUUAUAUAAUUUUUACGACAAUUUAUAAAUGUUUUCAUUAUUCAUCAAAAUGGAUGAAAUUUGUUUUUGGUCCUUCAAGCCGGAUUUGUAAUAGUGAUCAGUAGUAAAAUUUACAUUUAUUCAUAUUAAAAUUAGCAUAGUAACGUUUUAUUCAUGUUUGAGUAUACUUUAAUAAUUACAUUUAAAAUUCUAUCGUUAUAUUAACGUAGUAAUAGUGCCUUUUGUCACACACACGCCCACGAACAUUUUGUCACACACACGCCCACGAACAUUUUGACAGGUGUCAAAUUUAGACACUAAUCGCUUGAAACGCGCAUAAUAUACUUUAGAUACAUAAUUAUAUUAAAACAAAUUUUAUUGUAAAUAAGUAGAAAACUUUAUUGAAUGUGCAAAUAAAUGGUUAUUUGG
Parnassius mnemosyne (clouded apollo) is the source of this 7427-nucleotide messenger RNA. Lineage: Eukaryota; Metazoa; Arthropoda; Insecta; Lepidoptera; Papilionidae. The record is from the annotation of a GenBank genome assembly.